AAUCAUUCAGUGAAGGCGAAGGGGCGGGAGCAAAACAAGUGUGUUUCACAUGAGCUGUGCUGCGGUCGUUGGACGAUCCAGUUUACCGAAAUGGCGGAGACAGCGGACAUUAUGGAGGUGUCCCAGGGAGAGAGCUCAGCAAAACCUGCAGCAGAAGACAUGACCUCCAAAGACUACUACUUUGAUUCCUAUGCACACUUUGGCAUUCACGAGGAGAUGCUAAAGGAUGAAGUUCGUACUCUGACGUACAGAAACUCCAUGUUCCACAACAAGCAUCUCUUCAAGGAUAAGGUGGUGCUGGAUGUGGGAAGUGGAACCGGCAUCCUUUGUAUGUUUGCAGCCAAAGCUGGGGCCAAGAAAGUUAUUGGGAUUGAGUGCAGCAGUAUAUCAGAGUAUGCUGUGAAGAUCGUGAAGGCCAACAAGUUGGAUCAUAUCGUUUCCAUCAUUAAGGGCAAAGUGGAAGAGGUUGAGCUUCCUGUGGAAAAAGUAGACAUAAUCAUCUCUGAGUGGAUGGGCUACUGUCUCUUCUACGAGUCCAUGCUUAACACUGUCAUUUAUGCGAGAGACAAAUGGCUGAAACCCGAUGGCCUGAUCUUCCCCGACAGAGCCACGCUCUAUGUCACUGCUAUUGAGGACCGACAGUACAAGGACUACAAAAUUCACUGGUGGGAGAAUGUUUAUGGCUUUGACAUGUCCUGUAUCAAGGAAGUGGCCAUCAAGGAGCCACUGGUGGAUGUUGUUGACCCCAAACAGCUUGUUAGUACUGCCUGCCUCAUUAAGGAGGUGGACAUCUACACGGUGAAGAUUGAGGACUUGUCCUUCACGUCACCUUUCUGCCUGCAGGUGAAAAGGAAUGACUACAUUCAUGCGCUGGUAACCUACUUCAACAUCGAGUUCACUCGCUGCCACAAGAGGACAGGCUUCUCUACUAGCCCAGAGUCUCCUUACACUCACUGGAAGCAGACGGUGUUCUACCUUGACGACUAUCUGACAGUGAAGACCGGAGAGGAGAUCUUUGGCACCAUCAGCAUGAAACCCAACGUCAAGAAUAAUAGAGACCUGGACUUCAACGUUGACAUCGACUUCAAGGGUCAGCUUUGUGAGGUGUCCAAGACGUCAGAGUACAGGAUGCGCUAGGUUCCUUUAGCAUAAGUGUGUGUGUGAGCAGCAUCUCCGAGAGCAGUUCACGCUUGUGUGUGUGAAACUGUGUACAUUUUUCCAAACUGUGCAUGACAGACAUUUUUAGAGAUUCUGUUUUACAGAAUAUUGUCUGACAAUAUAUAUAAAUAUUUUUUCCUUUAAAAUGUUCCCAACGGGACUAAACAUGGCAAAAGUUCUUUUUUGGCCUUGCUUUUUUCCAAAUUCUAGGUGCACCUUGGAUCAAAUCCCUUGGGUUUAUGCAUGUACACAUGUGUAACUGCUCUCUUUUGCCUGAUUGACUGUCUGACAACGUCAUCCAUGUAUCUUUUUUUUUUCUUUCCCUGCCAGGCCGACGUGUCUGUGUUGGUCACUGUACAAAAUGCGAAUCCGCCAUAUGUUUUGAUAUUCCAUCUUAUAAAGUCAGCAUCUUCAAUGUAGGUCAAACUUGUCUCACUGUGGACACUAGCUAAUGAGCCCAUAUUGUUUUGUUCUUGGAGGCAGUUGAUUUGGACCAUCAGUAGAGGGCACCUCCAUCAUGUGCAGUUUGUCUUCAGUGGAGUAACGGUUUUAAUUCAUGUAGGGCUCCCAUGUCCUCACCUGUUAGCUUUUUUUUUUCUACUUACAAUGUAUAAAAAAACACAAGUUACAAAGACUUAAUCAGAGGAUAUUAUCGUGUUAUGGAGAAGACUGCAUAGCAAUCUCUUGUGCAACUCAUAGGUGGUGUUAAUGAGCAAUGUUUUAUAUCUGUUGAUCUUUUUAAUGUCAUAUAGGAGGAAACUUCAUCCGGUUACUGACCGUUUAGUUUAAGCUUAUCUGCUGCUCUUUUGCACUAUAAGCACUUAAAACUCAGUUUCUCAGACCCAGAACUACAAUUUAAUUCCAUGGAGGAAAACCUUCAGUCUAAAUUUUCCAUUUGAGUGCUUUUAUUGAAGGUGAUGCUUAUCCUGUGUUUGAGUAACUUCACAUUUGUUCCAUAUUGUGAUCAUCUGUCAUAGUGUUGGUGUGUAUUAGUGAUUGUCGAGGGGUGCAAGUUCACAUGCCUUGUGUCUAGCACUGGUUUGGAUAAUUACCAGGCAGGCAUUUGUCCACCAAGGAAGUCUUUUUAUUAUUUUUUCCCCUUUUUUUGAAAUAAAAAAACAUAAAU
Carassius auratus (goldfish) is the source of this 2284-nucleotide messenger RNA. Its product is annotated as protein arginine N-methyltransferase 1. The transcript has 10 exons. The coding region runs from base 91 to 1137 and encodes 348 amino acids. Gene Ontology annotation, molecular function: protein-arginine omega-N monomethyltransferase activity; histone methyltransferase activity; protein-arginine omega-N asymmetric methyltransferase activity. Gene Ontology annotation, cellular component: nucleus. Gene Ontology annotation, biological process: peptidyl-arginine methylation, to asymmetrical-dimethyl arginine; chromatin remodeling. The record is from RefSeq and is a predicted model, not a curated record. NCBI's taxonomy places the organism in Eukaryota, Metazoa, Chordata, Actinopteri, Cypriniformes, Cyprinidae.